Teleopsis dalmanni is the source of this 612-nucleotide messenger RNA. Its product is annotated as sodium-coupled monocarboxylate transporter 1-like. Gene Ontology annotation, cellular component: membrane. Lineage: Eukaryota; Metazoa; Arthropoda; Insecta; Diptera; Diopsidae. Gene Ontology annotation, molecular function: symporter activity. The transcript is spliced from 3 exons. The coding region runs from base 1 to 612 and encodes 203 amino acids. The record is from RefSeq and is a predicted model, not a curated record. Gene Ontology annotation, biological process: transmembrane transport; sodium ion transport.
AUGGCAAGGGAACUAAAUACGCUUGGAUGGGACUACCUAAUGUUUGCGCUAUUCAUUGCUCUAACAGUAUUAACACCACUGUGGAAGCGCCUUUUCGGUAGAAAAAAACAACGCAGCAAAGCGGAUUACGUAUUCGCCACGGGUUCCGUUUCUAUAUUUGCCAUUAUGAUAUCAAUUGCCAGAGGCGCACUGGGUGUGCGUACCAUAUUGGGAUACCCUAGUGAGCUUUUUUAUUAUGGCUCUGGCAUGUGGGAAAUUAUUUAUGGAACAAUGAGUGCUUAUCCCAUAGUUUGUUUCGUAUUUGUACCAGUAUAUUUUAGUUUGGGAAUAACUUCUGUAUAUCAGUAUAUCGAUUUAAGAGAAACUAGUCCUAACCGUAAAUCACAUGCAAAAGAUAACACAGCCUCAAGUUCAGCAAACCAAUCUAGUUAUAAUAAUGGGUCCACAUCGGGUGGUAACUAUAACUAUAACUCCGCUAAUUCUGCAUACUAUGGUCAACAGGGUAACAGCACUUACCCAUCUCAAUCUUAUGAUAAUUAUUAUAAUCAUUGGCAAUAUAGUUCCAAUUAUAGCGGUUAUGGACAGUGGAGUGGCUAUGGAAAUUACUAUUAA